This is a messenger RNA of Physella acuta, 332 nucleotides long. RefSeq names its product acetylcholine receptor subunit alpha-like. Gene Ontology annotation, biological process: monoatomic ion transport. NCBI's taxonomy places the organism in Eukaryota, Metazoa, Mollusca, Gastropoda, Physidae. Gene Ontology annotation, molecular function: extracellular ligand-gated monoatomic ion channel activity. Gene Ontology annotation, cellular component: membrane. The record is from RefSeq and is a predicted model, not a curated record.
CUUACAAUGAGACCAUGGAUAUUUUUAACGACGUGCUGAACAGUGCAAGGUAUAACCCAAAGGUCAGCCCGCGGUGGAACCAAACAGCCACGCUGUACGUGAAUGUGACGUUUGAGCUGGUGUCUAUCGUUGAGUUGGAUGAUGUCCAGCAGAGUUUUACCUGUAACGGCUUUCUGGGAUUUGAGUGGAUAGAUGAGAUGAUAGAAUGGGAGAAGGACGAUUACGGAGGUCAGGACCUAAUACAUCCGGUCCCAGAGGACAUCUGGAUACCACGUGUGGUCAUCAUGAACACGUUAGGGGACCGGGACCCGUUUGGAGACGACGUAGCGUGA